UAUUUAGCAGGCAAAAUGAGUCAAUUUCAAAAUUCACAGAUGAUAACGGUUGCUCUGGGAGCAACCAUUGGAGUACUUGGUGCUGCUAGUUUGUUUAUUUAUCAAAAAAUAAUGGAACAGAGAGAACGUGAACGAAUGUCUAAUAAUUUAGAACGUGUUAAUCUUAGAGUUUCUCAAUUACAACAAGAAUUAGAUAAUUUAAGAGCACAGCAAGAAAAAUUACGAAUUAAGAAAUCUAAAAAUUUAAGAAAAAGAUUGCCAUCAGCAAAUAGUAUUUAUUCACCAACAAAUGAAACAGAUAAUGAAAAUGAUGGAUUAUCAGUUACCGAAACAGACAUUGAUGAUGAGUUUUAUGACUGUUCCGAUGAUGAAGUAGCUAAUGAAGAACUUGAGAAUGGGACAGCAAGAUUAAUGUUACCGUUGUUUGAAAAAUUGGCCGAGCUGGAUCAGAAAUAUGAACAAGAGAAAAAUUACGAUGUGGUGCUCGACGAACUGCGUUCGUUGGCACUUUGGCAUGACGACAAUAUCGAAGUGGCUUGGAGACUGGCAAGAGCUUACUUUAAAACUGCUUCUUUACUUACUGAUACUAAUGAACAAGAAACUCUUUUACAAGAAGGUAUUAAAUCUUGUCAGAAAUUUCUUGACAAUAAUCACGUUGAACUCCAUAAGUACUACGCGUUACUCGUUGGCUUACGUACUGAAUAUUUGCCAACGAAGGAAAAAUUAUCAGCGGGUAAAGAAUUUGAGAAACAUGUUAAAUUGGGGUUAGAGUUGAGCCCUGAUGAUGCUGUUUGUGAGACAUUAUUUGGAGAAACACCGAAAGCAACUUACGAAGAAGCAAUCCAACACUUGGAACAUGCUGAGAAUCAUGUUAAAGAGCCUGAUAUACCGAACAAAUAUUUCUUGGCCAACGCUUAUUUAAAAGUAAAGUCUUAUAAGAAAGCUAUGAAAUUACUUGAAGAAUUGAAAGAUCUUCCACCACGAAAUAAUAAUGAAGAAAAGAUGAAGUCUAAAGCUCCUAAUCUUAUAUCAACAUAUUCUUCUUACUGUUGA
Messenger RNA from Cotesia congregata, 1053 nucleotides. The record is from the annotation of a GenBank genome assembly. Lineage: Eukaryota; Metazoa; Arthropoda; Insecta; Hymenoptera; Braconidae.